This is a messenger RNA of Arabidopsis thaliana (thale cress), 1614 nucleotides long. RefSeq names its product Tetratricopeptide repeat (TPR)-like superfamily protein. The coding region runs from base 17 to 1471 and encodes 484 amino acids. The record is from RefSeq and is marked reviewed. NCBI's taxonomy places the organism in Eukaryota, Viridiplantae, Streptophyta, Magnoliopsida, Brassicales, Brassicaceae. The transcript has a single exon. Gene Ontology annotation, biological process: RNA modification. Gene Ontology annotation, molecular function: RNA binding.
GAGCAGAGGAGGUUUAAUGGAAAUCGAGCGUAAGCUGCUGCGUCUUCUCCACGGCCACAAUACUCGAACCCGUUUACCCGAAAUCCACGCCCAUCUUCUGCGUCACUUCCUUCAUGGUUCCAAUCUCCUUCUCGCCCACUUCAUCUCUAUCUGCGGAUCCCUCAGCAACUCUGAUUACGCCAACCGCGUCUUCUCUCAUAUCCAAAACCCUAACGUUCUGGUCUUCAACGCCAUGAUCAAAUGCUAUUCGCUUGUCGGUCCGCCUCUAGAAUCUUUAUCUUUCUUCUCUUCCAUGAAAAGCCGGGGAAUUUGGGCUGACGAGUAUACUUACGCGCCUUUGCUCAAAUCCUGUUCGUCUCUUUCUGAUUUGCGAUUUGGGAAAUGCGUUCAUGGUGAGCUUAUAAGAACUGGGUUCCACCGUCUUGGGAAAAUUAGGAUUGGGGUGGUGGAGCUUUAUACUUCCGGUGGGAGAAUGGGUGAUGCACAGAAAGUGUUCGACGAAAUGUCUGAGAGAAACGUUGUCGUCUGGAAUCUUAUGAUUCGCGGGUUCUGUGACUCCGGGGACGUUGAAAGAGGUCUUCAUUUGUUCAAACAGAUGAGCGAAAGAAGCAUUGUGUCGUGGAAUUCGAUGAUAUCUAGCUUGUCUAAAUGUGGUAGAGAUCGUGAGGCUUUGGAGCUUUUCUGCGAAAUGAUUGAUCAAGGUUUUGACCCUGAUGAGGCGACUGUGGUUACAGUCUUGCCAAUUUCUGCAUCUCUAGGAGUGUUGGAUACCGGAAAAUGGAUUCAUUCUACCGCAGAAUCCAGUGGUUUGUUUAAAGAUUUCAUCACCGUGGGAAACGCUUUGGUAGAUUUCUACUGCAAAAGCGGCGACUUGGAGGCAGCAACGGCUAUAUUUAGAAAAAUGCAGCGUAGAAACGUUGUUUCAUGGAACACAUUGAUAUCGGGAUCAGCCGUAAACGGAAAGGGAGAAUUUGGGAUAGACUUGUUUGAUGCUAUGAUAGAGGAAGGGAAAGUAGCUCCAAAUGAAGCGACAUUUUUGGGGGUUUUGGCAUGUUGCUCAUACACAGGUCAGGUGGAGAGAGGAGAGGAAUUGUUUGGUUUGAUGAUGGAAAGAUUCAAACUUGAGGCGAGAACCGAGCAUUACGGUGCCAUGGUAGAUCUAAUGAGUAGAAGUGGGAGAAUCACAGAGGCGUUUAAGUUUCUAAAAAAUAUGCCCGUAAACGCAAAUGCGGCAAUGUGGGGGUCGCUGCUCAGUGCUUGUCGUAGCCACGGAGAUGUAAAGCUAGCAGAAGUUGCAGCAAUGGAGUUAGUGAAGAUUGAGCCAGGGAAUUCGGGGAAUUAUGUGUUGUUAUCUAAUUUGUAUGCAGAGGAAGGGAGAUGGCAAGAUGUGGAGAAGGUACGAACGUUGAUGAAAAAGAACCGCCUUAGAAAGUCUACUGGCCAAAGCACCAUUUGCGAUGUUUCAGUCUGAGAAGUAGCUGGUUUUUGUCAAUAGAGGCCAGACUUAUUGCUAAAUACGGUAAUCAAGUUCAUUUGUAAGCACAUUUGUAUUUUUCUGGCUCGGUGAAAAUGCGGCCACCAGGUUUGAUUAGUUUCUAAUGAAUUGAUUAGAAC